This is a messenger RNA of Onychomys torridus (southern grasshopper mouse), 596 nucleotides long. RefSeq names its product peroxiredoxin-1-like. Bases 21 to 512 code for a protein of 163 amino acids. The transcript has a single exon. Lineage: Eukaryota; Metazoa; Chordata; Mammalia; Rodentia; Cricetidae. The record is from RefSeq and is a predicted model, not a curated record. Gene Ontology annotation, molecular function: thioredoxin peroxidase activity. Gene Ontology annotation, biological process: response to oxidative stress; removal of superoxide radicals; cellular response to stress. Gene Ontology annotation, cellular component: cytosol.
UCGGCCCUGCUGAUAGCAAGAUGUCUUCAGGGAAUGCAAAAAUUGGGCAUCCUGCCCCCAACUUCGAAGCCACAGCUGUUAUGCCUGAUGGACAGUUCAAAGAUAUCAGCCUAAGUAAAUACAAAGGAAAAUAUGUCGUGUUCUUCUUUUAUCCUCUUGAUUUUACUUUUGUGUGCCCCACUGAGAUCAUUGCUUUCAGUGAUAGGGCAGAAGAAUUUAAGAAACUCAGCUGCCAAGUGAUUGGAGCUUCUGUGGAUUCUCACUUCUGUCAUCUGGCAUGGAUUAAUACACCCAAGAAACAAGGAGGAUUGGGGCCCAUGAACAUUCCUUUGGUAUCAGAUCACAAGCAUUCCAUUGCUCAAGAUUAUGGAGUCUUAAAGGCUGAUGAAGGUAUAUCUUUCAGGGGCCUCUUUAUUAUUGAUGAUAAAGGUAUCCUUCGAAAGAUCACUAUAAAUGAUCUUCCUGUUGGCCGCUCUGUGGAUGAGAUUCUGAGACUAGUGCAGGCCUUCUAGUACACUGACAAGCAUGGUGAAAUGUGCCCUGCUGGCUGGAAAUCUGGCAGUGAUACCAUCAAGCCUGAUGUCCAAAAGAGCAAA